CCUUACAGGAUGUGGACUAAAGGCGAGUCGGAGGGACUCCAGACUUUAGGGAUUGUGGUGGUGGUGUGCUCCUCUCUGAAACUUUUGCACUACCUCGGGCUAAUUGACUUGUCAGAUGAUAAAAUUGAAGAUGAAUUAGAAAUGACUACGGUGUGCCAUAGACCCGAGGGACUGGAACAGCUUGAAGCACAAACCAAUUUCACUAAAAGAGAACUUCAAGUGCUUUACAGAGGAUUUAAAAAUGAGUGUCCUAGUGGGGUUGUUAAUGAAGAAACAUUCAAACAGAUCUAUGCACAGUUUUUUCCUCAUGGAGAUGCCAGCAUGUACGCACAUUAUCUCUUUAAUGCAUUUGACACUGCACAAAAUGGCUCAGUGAAGUUUGAGGAUUUUGUGAUGGCAUUGUCCAUUCUGUUGCGGGGAACUGUUCAUGAGAAGCUAAGGUGGACGUUUAAUCUGUAUGACAUAAAUAAGGAUGGCUAUAUAAACAAGGAGGAAAUGAUGGAUAUUGUAAAGGCAAUUUAUGAUAUGAUGGGAAAGUACACGUAUCCAGUGCUCAAGGAAGAUGCUCCAAGGCAACAUGUAGAAGUAUUCUUCCAGGUAUGUGAGGACCUCAGUUUGGGUAUAACUACAGGGUAA
Molecule: messenger RNA, 636 nt
Organism: Calidris pugnax (ruff)
Lineage: Eukaryota; Metazoa; Chordata; Aves; Charadriiformes; Scolopacidae
Product: Kv channel-interacting protein 1-like
Exons: 7
Coding region: 10-636 (208 amino acids)
Biological process (GO): regulation of potassium ion transmembrane transport
Cellular component (GO): voltage-gated potassium channel complex
Molecular function (GO): potassium channel regulator activity; transmembrane transporter binding; calcium ion binding
Source: RefSeq, a predicted model, not a curated record